AUGAGCUGGAGAGCUCGUCUUUCGCUGAGUCUGAAUGAGUUGCGUGUCGUCUACUGUGCCAAGUCGGCGUCAAGCAAGGGUACCAGGGACUUCAUCAAGAACAAUUACAAAACGUUCAAAGUGCUGAAUCCGGGACUCCCAAUUUACAUGCGACCUAGCGAUGGUGCCCAGCCCCAUGUCGCUGCGAGAUAUGAAAGAGGAGUGUAUGAGGUUCGCGACGUUACUGGUCUAUCCGAGGCGCAAGUUUUGGGCGUAGUGCAGGAGUUGGAGGCGGCUGCGCCACACAUUAAUUCUACCGUUGGAGGAGGGAUUGGGGGGAACAAGUUUAAGCUCGCUGAUAUUGUCUAGAAAUUGUCCUGACAUAAAGUGAAGCAUUGACUUGGUGCAUUUU
Chondrus crispus (carragheen) is the source of this 391-nucleotide messenger RNA. RefSeq names its product NADH:ubiquinone oxidoreductase B8 subunit. The record is from RefSeq and is a predicted model, not a curated record. The transcript is spliced from 4 exons. NCBI's taxonomy places the organism in Eukaryota, Rhodophyta, Florideophyceae, Gigartinales, Gigartinaceae. Bases 1 to 348 code for a protein of 115 amino acids.